Messenger RNA from Syngnathoides biaculeatus (alligator pipefish), 3370 nucleotides. RefSeq lists its product as uncharacterized. Gene Ontology annotation, cellular component: microtubule cytoskeleton. NCBI's taxonomy places the organism in Eukaryota, Metazoa, Chordata, Actinopteri, Syngnathiformes, Syngnathidae. Bases 66 to 2357 code for a protein of 763 amino acids. The transcript has 14 exons. Gene Ontology annotation, molecular function: microtubule binding. Gene Ontology annotation, biological process: microtubule bundle formation. The record is from RefSeq and is a predicted model, not a curated record.
CCGCAGGUGAGUGAAUCCAUCGCCUGGCUCAUCGUCACGCAAGGUGCUUAGGUGAUAUACUGCAUAUGGAGGAUGUUGGACACGCAAGCCGAUUGACGUGUAGUACAACCGUCACAAGGAACAUACGGGACAUACAGCGCCGCCGUCUGAUGUCCGCCCCCGCCAUGCCCACGCAGGUCUCCAGGUUGCCCAAGUUCGCCUCGUGGUCCAAAAGCUCCAGCCCGACCGCCGCCCGCCUCCCCAGUGGCUUCUACCAACCGGGGCCCGCGGGGGGCAUCGGCGCCGCAAACCGACCGGCACCCUCGGCGAGACGGGUCGGAACCGUCUGCCGGCCCGCUGACUAUUCCGCAAAAGGCGAGAAAGAUGGCGGAACGACGGGCGGCGGCGGCGGCGACCGCGUCGAUAGCCACGACGGCGCCCGGCGGAACGCUCGCCCGCACACGGCCGCUGUGGAGCCAAAAACGUCAAACGAGUCGCUUCCUGUUCCUAAAACUGGACUUCCUGUCCCUAAAAACAGACUGCCUGUUUCCAAGUUGAGGCUAACCGGGUCCAAACAGAACCUUAAUGGACUUUCUGGCUCCAAACUGCGACCACCGCAGUGGUCCACUUCCUCGGGUCCCCUUUCCAGUUCCAGUCCCCGGUCCGGAUGUCGUCUUUCACCACCGGCCGCUGGCUCGAGUUCUACCGGCAACCUCGCAACGGCGACGCCCUCCCGGCUUCCCAAAAGCGACGGGUUCCGCCCACGCAGCUUGGCGGUCCAGCGACGGCCGUCCCCCGCCGUCUCCACGUCCUCUCUCGGUGCCGAGCCGGGUCACGAGCGGUCCAGCGCUUCCUGCGUCCCAACCGGUCCGGGAAGGGCGAAGAAGUCCCUCCUGCCGGCCCCCGAGGCUAACGGCGCUAGCUCCGAGCUAGCCCGGCCGUCGCUCGCCGAGCAAACCCGGACCGGCGUGGCGGAGAUGAGCCGAGCGAGACCCGAAACCUCAGCGGGGACGCCGACCUCCACGGGAAGCAGCCCAGAGCGCUCCCUUGAGGCGCCGGAGCCUUCCGUCCCGGGGGAGACGCCCGAGGACAUGUCCCUGUCCUCCGGCUCGUCCGUGGACCGCACCCGCGCCGGUCAGGAGCACUCGGAUGACUUUGACGACCCGGGAAACGGAGGAGCGGGCGAAGACGACUUUGGGGCGGAGAAUGGCGUUACCGCGGCAACGCAACUCCACUUCCUGGACGACACGUUUGAGUGGACCAACGGGACGCUUGCUGGUGACGACCGACAGGACAACCUGAGCCGGUUCUGCCGCCGCGGCGGGUCCACCCCGUCCGACUGUCACGAGCAGGACGGCUCGUCGCUGGACUUGUCCCCGUCGGACAGCUGCGGUUCCGGCGGCAUCUACAUGUGGGACGAGGAGGGUCUGGAGCCGCUGGGGGGCGGGCUCACUCGCCACGCGGCCGGCUUCCAUUCCGACGUCGACAGCGACGCCCUAACCAACGUGGACUCUUGCGAUUUGGACGGCGACGACCUGAUGCUGGACGGCGACUUCCCCGACGACGCUUCAGUGAGCGCCGAUGGCGACGGGACGUCCCACGCGAGCGAGCGGUGGCGGAGGCGGAGGCGGAGGCGACUCUGCUGGGGGACGCGGGACGACCGCAGCGACGAAAGGACCCCCGGCGUGGACGCGGACGACCUGGCCGAAGACCUGGGGGCUCUCCGGUCCCAGCUGGAACUCCUGCGAAGGUUCCUGCUGCAGGACGACGGCGACGACGACGACGACACGCUGACCACAGACACGCUCAGCCCCGAAGACGACCGCCGGUCCCAGGUCGGCUCGCGUUCCGACGCCGGCGAAGCUACUUUGGGAACCUUCGCCCGACGUGUUUCGCGUUCCCAGGUGGAGGCGCUGCUGAGCGAGGUCCGGCAGCUCAGAGCCGAUCUGAGCGCCAAAGAAGGCGUCAUCUCGGAGCUCACCCUCCAGCUGGUGCGGAUUCGUGGAUGGAAAAUGUUUGAGCACCACCAAGUUAAGGAUUUACACAGAUGCAAAAAGGCACAUAUCGACGCUGUUGCCACGGCGACCGGCGGCGGCAAGGAAAAGACGGAGCGGCACACCCAGACCGGCGCGGCGGAGAGUGUGGCCUGGCGGACCGCCUGGAGGGAUCGCACGGCUUUCCCUCCCUCCGCCUUCCUCUCUCCGCCCUGGCAGUACCAACGCUCCAGACCUUACGGGGGGAGGCCCAAACCCGGCAUCCCCUCCCACCUCGCUCGAACAAGAGUGGAAAGACUCGUGGUGUACUUCAGCGACACGUCCUGGUACGGUUCGCAACCGCCGGUCACCGCGUUCGGGACGCAGCAAAUUCACGGAUCAUGAAUCGGGAAGUCCGUUUGGAUGCAAAUCCCGUCAACGUGAUCGAGGAGUCGGGAAGAAGUGAAAUGAGCGCGAUCUCGCGACGUCCACAAAAGUGAUUUGCCCAUUCCAGAAAGUCUGACACAAAUUCCAAAAUCAUGUGUACCGGAAGAAGAAAUGGGAAUACAAUUGAUCCGUUCCAGACAACCAAAAUAACAACAACAACAAAAGAGACUUUCAGUACUUCCCGUCGUAUUCUGUAAAAAGUUCCAAACGGGCGGCAAAGCGUACUUGGCAUGAACAACUGUAGGCGACGACAAGCCUCCCGCUCUGCUCGGCAACAUCGACGUGACACCGUGUCUAAAGUUAGACCUUCAAAACAAAAGCCCGCCAGUAUAAUAACAGCCGCUUUCGUUUUGAAAGUCUGGCUCGAGACAGGACGUGUUCCGCAGAUGCGUUGCCGAGCAGACCAGGAGGCUUGUUGUUUUCUUCCGUUGGUGAUAAAAGGUCCCAUGACGGGACCGAAGCUUCUUACAAAAUGCUUCAGAUCAACGCGCAUCCAUCGUGGGAAACAAAUGCCCGGGUCACGCUUCCCUUCCCUUUUUUUUUUUUUCCAAACCAGCCAAUGAAAAACAGGGACACUCGUUAGGACCGCAGAAAAAAAUAUUCAAACCCCGGACCCCGCCAAAACUAGGCCCGAGGAUCUACCGUAUCCUGAUUCGGGAGUAGAAAUCGAGCGAAUUUGACGUACAUUUUGUCCGGUGCACAAAAGACAAGUUCAAGCCUCCGCUAGUGAGGACACCUUUUGUCCGUCCGGAUGCAGUACUCAAGGCGGCCGCCAGGUGUCGGCGUGGGCCAGAGGAAGCUUCACUGGGCCCAAAUGGUUUUAGUUGGCUUUUGACGCACUUCGAUGGUGCGUUCUUAUAGAUUUUUGAAUAUACGGCGUGCGUGGCGUACACAACGACGGCAACCGCUGAUCAAAUACCCGACAGUGACAUCACAGAAGUAGUUUUUGAUUUUGAAAGUUGUCCUUCCGU